Aspergillus affinis is the source of this 1818-nucleotide messenger RNA. Its product is annotated as glutamate--tRNA ligase MSE1. The coding region runs from base 1 to 1818 and encodes 605 amino acids. Gene Ontology annotation, molecular function: tRNA binding; ATP binding; zinc ion binding. NCBI's taxonomy places the organism in Eukaryota, Fungi, Ascomycota, Eurotiomycetes, Eurotiales, Aspergillaceae. The transcript is spliced from 7 exons. Gene Ontology annotation, biological process: glutamyl-tRNA aminoacylation. The record is from RefSeq and is a predicted model, not a curated record.
AUGAGACAUCCGGGUCUGUUAGCUCGUCGGCCAUGGAUCUGCACUCAAUGCAGCAGCAGUGCCCGUUAUUUCUCGGUCGCGACAUCCAGGGCCGCGGCGGCUCAGCGCGGUUCGAAGAAGUCCAAUCUCCCCGAGUCGCCCGCCAGGACUCGCUUUGCGCCCUCGCCCACCGGUUACCUGCAUUUGGGCUCGCUGCGGACUGCCUUGUUCAACUACCUUCUAGCCAAGCGGACCGGAGGACAAUUUCUGUUGCGAAUCGAGGAUACGGAUCAGAAACGGACGAUUCCCGGCGCCGAACAGAGACUGUACGAAGACCUCGAGUGGGCGGGAUUGCACUGGGAUGAAGGCCCUACAAUUGGAGGUCCUUACGGUCCGUAUCGACAGUCCGAGCGAACUUCCAUCUACCGCUCCCACACACACGAUCUCAUCAACAACGGUCACGCCUACCGAUGCUUCUGCUCCGCCGAUCGACUGGACGCUUUCGCGAGACAUCGCAGCGAGGCCGGACUACCUCCAGGCUACGACAGGAAAUGCGCCGAUAUCACCGCCGAGGAAUCCGAAGAACGCGCGACCAACGGAGAGACGCAUGUGGUCCGCCUGAGGGUGGAAGGAUACCCGAUGUUCGACGAUUUGGUAUACGGCAAGACCGGACAAAAUCGCUCACCCAACAAGCUGGACCUGAUCGAACGGGUGUAUGAUGACCCCAUUCUGCUCAAAUCGGACGGCCACCCGACCUAUCAUCUGGCCAAUGUGGUCGACGACCAUUGCAUGAAGAUCACCCACGUCAUUCGGGGAACCGAAUGGAUGCCCUCGACCCCCCUGCAUGUCGCACUAUACAACGCUUUCAAGUGGACGCCGCCUCGGUUCGGCCAUGUGCCUCUUCUCGUGGACAAGUCCGGGCAGAAGCUCAGCAAGCGCAAUGCCGAUAUUGAUUUGACGUACUUCCAGGACAAGCAGGGCAUUUUCGCCACGACUCUGGUGAACUUUGCCGCUCUCCUGGGAUGGUCUCACACCAACAAGUCAGAUAUCUUUAACUUGGAAGAGUUGGAAAAAAUCUUCAACCUCAAAAUCACCCGCGGAAACACAGUCGUUGCUUUCGAGAAACUGUGGUUCCUGCAAAAGGCCCACGCUCAACGAAUCGGCGCAGCUGGCGGGCCUCAAUUCGAAGAAAUGGUGUCUAAAGUGACCAAAGUCGUCGAAGACACCUACCCAGCCGCCCAACUCUCACCAAUCCUACUAUCACGCCCUCUCUCCGAAUACGUCACGCCCCUCCUCCAAGCCGACGCCAAAUCCUACACCAACGCCACCGAAUUCGUCCACCGCAAUGCCACCUUCUUCACCACCUCCCUCGAUAGACCCGCAUACACACCCACCACCUCCACCACCCCUUUCCCCAUCUCCGCCCUCCACACCGCUGCCGCAGCCCUCAGCCUGGUCCCUCCAUCCCACUGGACCAUCGAAUCCCACCGAUUCAACAUCACCUCAUACGACGGCGCCCAGGCCUCCGAAUCGGACCCGGACUCCCUUCGCCCGCCCCCCAACGAGAUGUCAGAGGAAGAACACCGUAAGGCGCGCAUCGCAGCGGAUAAGGCCUUCAAGAAAGAACUCUACCAUUACCUCCGCUGGGCAUUGUCCGCGUCCGCCCCGGGCCCUGGCAUCCCCGAGACGAUGACGAUUCUGGGCCGGAACGAAACGCUUCGUCGGUUGCAGGAGGCGAGGGAGCUGACCGGGGGGUUGGCCGGGCCCAAGAAGAAGGUGAAGGGAAAGCCGAUGCAGGAAGGAGAUAAGUCGUGGAUGGGGUCGUUGGGUUCGUUGUGA